GUAAUUUUAUUACAUUUACAGCAGCACAACUACGCAAAAAUUCUUGUGCUCUUUAUUUUCUUAGUGCAACUAUAUUUGAUUUUUUAUCAAUUGCAUUUGGAGUUACUACACGAUUUGCUAAUGAUGAUUUUGGCAGCAAUCUACAAAAUACAAAUCGAGCUUAUUGCAAACUUCGUUCUUACUUAACUACUGUAAUUCCAUUAGCGUCUAUGUAUUUAGUUUUAUUAUCAUCUAUUGAUCGAUAUAUGUCAUCCUAA
Rotaria sp. Silwood2 is the source of this 257-nucleotide messenger RNA. Lineage: Eukaryota; Metazoa; Rotifera; Eurotatoria; Philodinida; Philodinidae. The record is from the annotation of a GenBank genome assembly.